Molecule: messenger RNA, 814 nt
Organism: Dendrobium catenatum
Lineage: Eukaryota; Viridiplantae; Streptophyta; Magnoliopsida; Asparagales; Orchidaceae
Product: quinolinate synthase, chloroplastic-like
Exons: 1
Coding region: 77-814 (245 amino acids)
Source: RefSeq, a predicted model, not a curated record
GUAUUUAUAUCACCAUCCCCCGCCCGCCUCCCCGCCAUUUUUUCGCCCGUUUCUUCUCAAACUCUUUCUCUCUCUCAUGGCUUCGUCCUACCUAGCCAGUAGGCUUGUCCUCAACCCUAAACUUAACCCUAUCUCUUCCAGCACCCGGAGGCUCCGUCCCAAACAAGCCGCCCCCUGUUUACUCCGAUGUUCCGCCGCCCCCUUCAUAACAUCCUCUUCCUCCGCUGUCUUCAAGUCGAUUGCCGAUCCCACUCCUACAACAGCCCACUCCGAUGACCCAUCUAGCCGCCUCCAGCGACUCACUUCCGAGUUCCGAUCUCUCCCUGAGACAAUCGACCGCGUGAAGCGUCUACUAUCCUACGCUUCCGGUCUCCCGCUGUUUCCCAAUGCUGACCGCAUUAAUUCCAAUCGUGUAAUGGGCUGCACCGCCCAGGUCUGGCUGUCCGCCUCGAUGGACGCCCUUGGCAGGAUGCGCUUCGCUGCUGACAGCGAUUCUGAGAUCACCCGUGGCUAUUGCGCCUGCCUCAUGGCCAUCCUCGACGGCGCGCUUCCGAACGAGGUGCUUGCGAUGCGAACUGACGAUCUUGCCGAUCUCAACGUUGUCGGAUUGGAUGGCCGAGCUCGCUCGAGGGUGAAUACCUGGCACAAUGUGCUGGUUAGCAUGCAGAAGAAAACACGAGCGUUGCUAUCCGCAAAAGAGGGACGACUACCGGACGAGCCGUUCCCGUCAUUGUUUAUUGGUUCCGAUGGGAUUCAUGCCAAGGGUAGCUAUGCCGAAGCCCAGGUAAGAUUUCCCUGUUCAUCCCUUCCUUGA